Messenger RNA from Mytilus trossulus (common blue mussel), 1543 nucleotides. RefSeq lists its product as uncharacterized. Lineage: Eukaryota; Metazoa; Mollusca; Bivalvia; Mytilida; Mytilidae. The record is from RefSeq and is a predicted model, not a curated record. The coding region runs from base 101 to 1462 and encodes 453 amino acids. The transcript has 17 exons.
UUAAAUAUUCAGGUCAUUGCAUGACGAAUACUUUGGAUAGUUACCUCGAACCUUGUAAUUAAGACCAGAUAUUUUCUUAAAAGGAAUCUCCACAAUCAUAAUGGCGCUGACAAGUCUUAUAUUAUUUGUUGCUGUUUUGGCGACAACAGACGGUCUGAAUUGCCUUGGACAAUAUUGUUCAGAUAAGGAAUACUGUUUGAUUAGGCGUCAUGAUAACUCUGGAACUUGUGUGGUACAGCACGGACACAGCAUGGAACACCAUCCAUGUUUGGGAGCCCUAACCCAUGGAGAUCAUUGUUAUUGUCACGAACAAGCAUGUGUUGAUUCUAUGAUCAGACAAGAAGCUACACCUGCUCCCACAAACGCCCCACCUAUCGUAACUGCCGCCCCAACUAUCGUGACUGUUUCCCCAACUGUCGUGACUGUUGCCCAAACAACCGCUGUUCCUAGAAUUGAAGUAUUCACAUGUUUUGGAACAACAUGCAUAACACCUAAAGUUUGUCGUGUGACGUUCGUAAACGCCAUUCCUAUUAGUGGAUCCUGUGAAUUACCAAAAGCCAAUGCAAUAUCUUGUAUCCCUCCACCUUCAAGCGGUGACUGUAAUUGUGAUUCUAGACUAUGCACCGGAAUUAUAGAUACACUGACAACACAGGCAACAAGUCAAGCUAGUACAGCCACUACCCCUAUGGCUGCAACAGAUGCUGUAACCGGUCAAGUAACCACUAUAGGAUUAACUUCAACAGUUUCUGAUGGAACAACACCUCUAACUUUAUGUGCAGACAUUGAAGACGCUAAGUUCAAUUGUAAAGACUACAAUGACCACUUUGGUUUAUGUACAUCUCUUACAUCUACAUUACAAAACAUAGCAGGGACCAGAUGCCCAAAAUUUUGUAACCUUUGUGUAAACGGAACAGCACCCACCCAGUCCACGUUGACAGGAACCACGACAUUACCUCCAUGUAGUGAUCACGAUACUCGAUGUUCACAAGCUUCAUACAAAACCUUAUUGUGCAAUCCAAAUGCAUUACCGGAUACAAAGAAAUAUGCCAUUGAGACAUGUCCACUGACAUGUAACUAUUGUGCUGAAUAUUAUGCCUUAUUGAACCCCACCGUUACUUGCAAUAUAUGUGGAGACUUAGCUGGUAAAAUCCCCUGCUCACAGAGCCUCGUUUUUAAGAAUAUCACUACAACUACCACUUGUCCGAGUAGCCAACAGUACUGCAUGACUGAUGUCCUUCAAGAUUCUUCUGGGAACAAAGAUAUUUUCAAAAGAUGUGUUGAUGAAGCUACUUGUCGAACAAAGUGGUUAACAGAAUCAGCUGAUCAAGACUAUUGCUCUAAAUAUGAUGUCGUGAAAAAUCCAAAUGCAUUCGAAUGCCACUUCUGUUGUCAUGGUGACUAUUGUAAUACCGGAAUCAAACCGAAAGAUUCAGUUUUGGUACAAAAACAGUCAGGAAAAUAAAAAUAAAACCCAAAAAAGUAAUGAUGUUUUAGGAAAUGUGUUUGUAUCGUUUGAUUCAAAAAUAAAGUGAAACCUAGAUUA